Messenger RNA from Lontra canadensis (Northern American river otter), 2249 nucleotides. It is a transcript of the gene SLC35A3, whose product is annotated as solute carrier family 35 member A3. Gene Ontology annotation, molecular function: UDP-galactose transmembrane transporter activity. The record is from RefSeq and is a predicted model, not a curated record. Gene Ontology annotation, cellular component: Golgi membrane. Bases 307 to 1287 code for a protein of 326 amino acids. The transcript is spliced from 8 exons. Gene Ontology annotation, biological process: pyrimidine nucleotide-sugar transmembrane transport. Lineage: Eukaryota; Metazoa; Chordata; Mammalia; Carnivora; Mustelidae.
GCCUCGCCUUUGGGGACAGAGCUGGCAAGCGCCAAGCUGGGGCCGCCGGAGCCGAGCCGGGAACCGCGUUUGCCCGGGCCGAGGCGGAAGCCGGAGCAUUUGGGGGACGGGACCGCGGGAACCCGGAAACGCCUGGGCCGCACCAGGCUCGCGGCGGCGAAGGCGGCUGGAGCCGGCGGCCCAGGGCGGCAAGGGUCGCGGGGGACCCAGCGGGCUGGCCAGCCUCGGGUGCCGGGCGGAGCUGAGUCGCCGCCCGGGGUGCGCGCAGCCGGUGGAGCUGCGCGGGAGGCAAAUGAAGAUAAAACAAUGUCUGCCAACCUAAAAUACCUUUCCUUGGGAAUUUUAGUCUUUCAGACUACCAGUUUGGUUCUCACAAUGCGUUAUUCUAGGACUUUAAAAGAGGAGGGUCCUCGUUAUUUAUCUUCUACAGCAGUGGUUGUUGCCGAACUUUUGAAAAUAAUGGCCUGCAUUUUAUUAGUCUACAAAGACAGCAAAUGUAGUCUAAGAGCACUGAAUCGAAUACUACAUGAUGAAAUACUUAAUAAACCAAUGGAAACGCUUAAACUUGCUAUUCCAUCAGGGAUAUAUACUCUUCAGAAUAAUUUACUCUAUGUGGCACUGUCAAAUCUGGAUGCAGCUACUUAUCAGGUCACAUAUCAGUUGAAAAUUCUUACAACAGCAUUAUUUUCUGUGUCUAUGCUUAGUAAAAAAUUAGGUGUGUACCAGUGGCUCUCCCUAGUAAUUUUGAUGACAGGAGUUGCUUUUGUACAGUGGCCCUCAGAUUCUCAAGAGCUUGAUCCUAAGGAACUUUCAGCUGGUUCUCAGUUUGUAGGUCUCAUGGCAGUUCUCACAGCAUGUUUUUCAAGUGGCUUUGCUGGAGUUUACUUUGAGAAAAUCUUAAAAGAAACCAAACAAUCAGUGUGGAUAAGAAAUAUUCAGCUUGGUUUCUUUGGGAGUAUAUUUGGAUUAAUGGGUGUAUACAUUUAUGAUGGAGAAUUGGUGUCAAAGAAUGGAUUUUUUCAGGGAUAUAACCGACUGACUUGGAUAGUUGUUAUUCUUCAGGCACUUGGAGGCCUUGUAAUAGCUGCUGUUAUUAAAUACGCAGAUAAUAUUUUAAAAGGAUUUGCAACCUCUUUAUCCAUAAUACUAUCAACACUGAUAUCCUAUUUUUGGCUACAAGAUUUUGUGCCAACCAGUGUCUUUUUCCUUGGAGCCAUCCUUGUAAUAACAGCUACUUUCCUAUAUGGUUAUGAUCCCAAACCUACAGGCAAUCCUACUAAAGCAUAGUCGUAUACUAUCUUUAACUGAUUUUUCACAAUGGUGCACUAGGAAUCUCAACAUUAAUCUUGCAUAGAGGACUUCUACAGACUCUCAGAAGAUAUCAUCAUGCUGAAUCUCAUUGUAUUGUUCAAAUGAUUUGAAAAUAUAAAAGUUUAAGGAUUAAAUGUGUAUAUGUUAAUGAAAUAGCUCUUACAUCUAGAAAUCAAAGCUUGAAAGUAUUUCCAGCUAUUAGAAUAAUUAUUGGAGAAAACUUGAAAUCUGAGUUUAAAAAGAUUUUACCUUUUGAUUGCUGCAGAAAUGUCCUAUGCACUCUUUGCAAGAGCACACAACAAAUGUCAGAUACAAUUUUUGCAAAUGAGAUCUAUUUAAUCUUAUUAAAUGUUUUUUAUCUUUUUCUGUAUAGAAAUAUCAAAUCACAUGGAAUAUUCAAAGUUUGAAAAUUAUAAUUAUAAUUGCUUAUAAAGCUGUGAAAAAACAGAAGUAUGAUUUGAAAAACAUUUUAAUGUAUCUGAGAUUUUUAUAUUUAUACAAAAGAUUACUAAAGAAAAGAUUGCUAAAUGUCAUUUGUUCAACUACAUAAAAAUUGAUAAAGUUAUGUCCUGGGUCUAAUUUAUGAGAGAAUAAAAUUCAUACUUAAAUUUAAUGUAGGGAAAUACACACAUCUAUUUCUCCAUCUACAUUUUAAGAUCCGUUUAGUGCUUUGAAACUGCUGAAAGCAAUCCAGUUGCUCCUGUGCUAGAUUGUAGCCUGAGACUUUUGCACUAAUUGAGUUUUGUUCUUAAUCUCUUAAUUGUGUUUCUUUUCUGUAAAUCAGAUAAAUCCUUAAUAUUUCUUUAAAUUAAAUUGCUGUAUGUGGUAAUUUCCAUUAAAGUUUCAAAAUGAAUUUAAAAGGAUUAAAUACUCAUUUAAUAAUUGAAAAUAAUUAUUAUUAUCUAAUAUCUCCACUUGGAGAAUUUUGAACUAUCAAA